CGUUUCGCUUUUUAUUUCUCUCGAUAAUGUCGGUGACAAUGCUCUCGACGGCGAGGUCAACCGCGUCAAUGGCGCUUCGCGCCAAGCCAUCAACAGCGAUGAUUCUGCCGAGAGCCUUUCCGAUAGCAUCGAUAUCGACAUCUUCUUCGAAAGGCGCUGCCCCUACAACCGGGUCCCCCGGUCUGGUUAAGGGAAAUCCGCCUCCUCCACCGGCUAUGAAGAAGAUGAAGGGGGGCGACAACGUGCCUCUGCCGACUCAAGAAGGGACGAAGGGGGCUGUUCAAUAUGCCCUGACGACGCUUGACCAAGUCGCCAAUUGGGCCCGACAGAGUUCGUUAUGGCCCAUGACCUUCGGUCUCGCAUGCUGCGCCAUCGAGAUGAUGCAUCUCUCCACACCACGAUACGAUCAGGAUCGAUUAGGAAUCAUUUUCCGCGCUUCGCCACGACAGUCGGACGUCAUGAUUGUUGCCGGGACAUUAACGAACAAGAUGGCUCCCGCCUUGAGAACCGUCUACGAUCAGAUGCCGGAGCCCCGAUGGGUGAUAUCAAUGGGCAGCUGUGCUAAUGGUGGCGGCUACUAUCAUUACAGCUACAGUGUGACUAGAGGAUGUGACAGGGUCGUGCCAGUUGACAUUUAUGUCCCUGGAUGCCCCCCGACAUCCGAGGCGCUGAUGUACGGCAUCUUCCAACUGCAAAAGAAGGUAUGCUAUCCCCUUGGAGAUCGUUUGAUCAGAGCUAAUUCUCCUAGAUGCGACACACAAAGAUCACCCGGAUGUGGUACAGGAAGUAAAGCUGUUCGUGCGGUUCAUGCAUCGGCGUUUGGCAGACGGUGGAAGAUUGUACAUAUCCCCUGAA
Messenger RNA from Eremomyces bilateralis CBS 781.70, 855 nucleotides. Its product is annotated as NADH-quinone oxidoreductase. Lineage: Eukaryota; Fungi; Ascomycota; Dothideomycetes; Eremomycetales; Eremomycetaceae. Bases 27 to 854 code for a protein of 275 amino acids. Gene Ontology annotation, molecular function: quinone binding; NADH dehydrogenase (ubiquinone) activity; 4 iron, 4 sulfur cluster binding. The record is from RefSeq and is a predicted model, not a curated record. Gene Ontology annotation, biological process: mitochondrial respiratory chain complex I assembly; electron transport coupled proton transport; aerobic respiration. The transcript is spliced from 3 exons.